Telopea speciosissima is the source of this 1759-nucleotide messenger RNA. RefSeq names its product probable anion transporter 6. Gene Ontology annotation, biological process: transmembrane transport. The transcript is spliced from 2 exons. Bases 272 to 1597 code for a protein of 441 amino acids. The record is from RefSeq and is a predicted model, not a curated record. NCBI's taxonomy places the organism in Eukaryota, Viridiplantae, Streptophyta, Magnoliopsida, Proteales, Proteaceae. Gene Ontology annotation, molecular function: transmembrane transporter activity.
AAUUUCAAAGUUGAUUCAUUUCCUCUCCUCUCUGGCCAGAAGCUGCUUUGUUGUUUCAAGGGGGUUUCUGUUUAGAAGGAGAAAGGAUUUGGUUUCGUGGCAGGCAUUCAUCUCCAGGUUUCAAUAAUUUCUUUGAAGUGUUCAAAUGCAUAACUAGUUUGAUCUUCAAUUCCCUUGAUGCCCCUGGAAGAUAAGGUAAACAGAGUGGAGAAUGAUAAAUCAAGCAGAGCUGAUACAUGUGAUAUUUUAUGUGGGGAACUUUUAGUACAUUAUGAAGAAGAUAAAAUUUCCAAAGCGGUAUGUGAUCGUCAUUCUAACCUUCAUCAGCACAUGUGUUUGCUAUGUGGAACGUGUGGGCUUCCCAAUUGCUUACACAGUUGCCGCUGAUGCUGCUGGAGUGAACCAGUCUAGCAAAGGCACUAUACUUUCCACAUUCUACUAUGGAUAUGCCUGUUCACAAGUGCCAGGAGGAUGGGCAGCACAGAGGAUGGGUGGAAGGCGUGUUCUCCUCCUCUCAUUUGUCUUAUGGUCUCUGAUUUGUGCUUUGGUCCCCCUAGAUCCCAACCGGGUCUAUCUCAUGGUGCUGGCCCGCUUGCUUGUUGGGGUGGCACAAGGUUUUAUAUUCCCAUCCAUCCAUACAGUCCUAGCACAGUGGGUCCCAGCAAAUGAACGAUCACGCUCAGUGUCUCUCACAACUUCUGGCAUGUACCUUGGUGCAGCAGCUGGCAUGCUUGUGCUGCCAAGCUUGUUGAAAUUUAAUGGACCCCAGUCAGUAUUUUUAGCCGAAGCUGUUCUAGGUGCCUUCUGGUCCCUACUUUGGUUCAAAUAUUCUAGUGACCCACCUUUUUCUGAUCAUCCUAAGGCUACAACUGCUGGCUUUGGGGAGUCUUUACUGCCAAUCAAAGGGGGGAAACUGAAGGCUGAAAAUGGUGGAAGUGUGGUUCGUGCUGCCAAAAUCCCAUGGAAACGAAUAUUCUUUAGCUUGCCAGUUUGGGCAAUUGUGGUGAAUAACUUCACUUUUCAUUAUGCGUUAUACGUGCUGAUGAAUUGGUUGCCCACAUACUUUGAGCAAGGCCUCCAGCUUAGUCUUCAGGAGAUGGGUUCUUCCAAAAUGCUGCCUUACCUCAACAUGUUCAUAUUCUCCAAUAUUGGUGGGGUGGUUGCAGACCACUUAAUCACCACAAGGACCUUGUCUGUGACCAGGACCCGAAAGGUUUUGAAUACUAUUGGGUUCAUGGUAGCUUCCCUUGCAUUAAUUGCACUUCCAAUUUUCAGAACUUCUGGUGGGGCUGUCUUUUGUUCUUCAGUGGCACUUGGUUUCCUUGCCCUGGGUAGGGCUGGGUUUGCAGUAAAUCACAUGGAUAUUGCUCCAAGGUACGCAGGAAUUGUAAUGGGAGUUUCUAAUACUGCUGGGACAUUGGCGGGCAUUGUUGGAGUUGAUCUAACUGGUCAGCUUCUUGAAGCUGCAAAAACUGCUAAUAUGGAUGUUUCGAGUCCAGAAAGCUGGAGAUCAGUGUUUUCAAUCCCAGGAUACCUCUGUAUUUUCAGUUCUCUUGUAUUUCUUCUGUUCUCGACUGGGGAGAAGAUUUUUGACUGAGAUGGUCAACCCAGUAACUUUAUUUCAGAAAUGUUAAUGGAUCAUUGGUACCAUAACCUGGUAGAAACUACGAUAGAUUUCUUUUUUGGGGAAUUCCCUCAGAUGUACCUAAGCGCAUUGUUUGACAAGAAAGAGGUAUAGUAUAGUUUUUAAUGUUUACAG